CAAAAGAAACGAAUCCCAAAUGAGUUCUUUUUUUUUUCUUUUUUCUUCCUCCAUUUGCAACCAAACACAGUGUUGGUUUAAGAGAAAAUGAUGAGAGAGAGGGAGUGGGCUGGCUUUUUUGAGACCUUCGAAACACUUUCAAAUCAUGUCCAAUUACUAUAUUAUCCUCAAUCCCCAUCCUGGCGGUGGAAGAAACAGCGGAGAGACGGCAAUAAUAGCGAAAGAUGAGCUAUUUGUGUACAAAAGGAUGAGGAGGAUUGAAGAAAGCGAAGAAAGAGCGCAUCAGCAAAAUAUACUCUCUCUCAGGUAGGGCUAGGGUUUUGUGUCGUGGCUAUGCAUGGCGCUGUUGUCACUAUCGGAUCCUGGAUUGAAAUCAGAUACUGGCGGUGGAAGAAACAGCGGAGAGGCAGCGAUGAUAGCGAAAGAUGAGCUAUUUGUGUACAAAGGAUAUGGAGGAUUGAAGACAGCGAAGAAAGAGAGAGGUUGCGCGGCCAAAGAGCGCAUCAGCAAAUUGCCUCCCUUUGCCGCCCGUAAAAGCAGCUCCAUCUAUCGUGAUGGACUGGUCAAUAUGAAGCUCACCUUUGGGACGAAAGUACUUGGAAUCAGAAUCAGAACAAGAAAGGAAAGCGAGAAUCCCAAGGCUAGCUGCUUUUAUUUUUGGCAAAGAUAUACGUUCCAAUCCCGAGGCUAGCUGCUUGUCGGCAUGUAUAUCUUGAUUUAUUUAUUCUUUUCUUUCCUUAUUUAUUUUCUUGAAUGUAGACUCAGUGUCUGUAAUAGUGUAAUGUAAUGUACAAAUGGAGCUUAAUUAGCUAAUUUAUUUUCUUUUAUUAUUCAAUUUCAGAUUGGGUAUUGGCCACAAUGAUC
Molecule: messenger RNA, 864 nt
Organism: Quercus robur (English oak)
Lineage: Eukaryota; Viridiplantae; Streptophyta; Magnoliopsida; Fagales; Fagaceae
Product: AP2-like ethylene-responsive transcription factor At2g41710
Exons: 3
Coding region: 338-691 (117 amino acids)
Source: RefSeq, a predicted model, not a curated record